Messenger RNA from Acaulospora morrowiae, 565 nucleotides. Lineage: Eukaryota; Fungi; Glomeromycota; Glomeromycetes; Diversisporales; Acaulosporaceae. The record is from the annotation of a GenBank genome assembly.
UGAAUCGGUUUCCACAUCUUCUAUAUCUCCCACAUCUUCCACAAGCUUAUCGAUUCCUACAUUUUCCACAACCUUGCUAUUUUCUAAUCAUUUGGUUGAAACCUCUUUUGAAGAUGUUUCAAGUUCCGUUGAAAGUGAUAGUAAUCUUGAAGAAAUCCAAAAUAUCACAAACUAUCAUACAAAAAAAUUUAAAAAUAAACGCAAACCUGCUCCUAUUUGUGAUUAUCUCGAUACACUUGAAGAUGGCUCCCGCAAUUGCAAACUUUGUAAUAAUAAAUGGGGAUCAAGUACAUCAUUAUCAACUAUAACUCGACAUUUUGAAAACAAACACCCACGUAUUUUUAAAGAUCUUAGACAAGCUACUACGAAAUUUGCUCAUCCUCCAUAUUCAAUGGUUGAAAGAAUCGAGAAAAGUCGUGUAGAAUCUUUAAAUAAAGAUUUAUGGGAGUGGAUUGUUACAAGUCAAUUACCUUUUUCUAUAGUCGAAGAAACUCGUUUUAUUAAAUUAUUCACAAAUCUCGACCCACGUUACAAGACACCUUGCCGUCAAACACUUUCUACAACU